Penicillium nucicola is the source of this 3828-nucleotide messenger RNA. RefSeq lists its product as uncharacterized. The transcript has a single exon. The coding region runs from base 1 to 3828 and encodes 1275 amino acids. The record is from RefSeq and is a predicted model, not a curated record. NCBI's taxonomy places the organism in Eukaryota, Fungi, Ascomycota, Eurotiomycetes, Eurotiales, Aspergillaceae.
AUGACCAUUCUCGAUAUCACCAAAGAUCUCCCGACACUCUUUAAGAAACAGGUGCAGGCCACCCCGGACGCCAUCGCGCUAGAGGAUGAAACAACCUACACAUACCAACAGCUAGACCACGAGGUCGAAGCUCUCGCCAGUCGAUUGCGGACCUAUGGGGUGAGUCGGGACACCCUCGUGGGCGUACUUCUGCCACGCAGCGCAGAUUACGUGAUUGCGUGCCUGGCAGCGCUUCGUGCUGGGGGCGCCUUUCUGGUGCUGGAACUGGCUUACCCCGCGGACCUCUUGGCGGAUGUCAUCGAGGACGCAAAUCCCGCCGUCAUUGUCACCCAUCGAUCAGAGGCCGACAAGAUCAAGGCCCCUCUCCCAGUGAUCGCCCUGGAUGAUUCAGUGGCGGAGGCCAAUGGCGCUGCCAAGGAACCUGCGCCGUUGCCCGCCGAUGAGGAUUUGGACCGUUUAGCCUUUGUUUCGUACUCAUCGGGGACGACGGGAAAACCAAAAGGAAUUGCCAAUCCUCAUCGUGCGCCGGUGUUGUCGUAUGAUCUGAGAUUUGCGGUGCAGGAUGUCCAGCCUGGAGAUCGGGUGGCCUGCAAUGUCUUCUUUAUCUGGGAGAUGUUGCGCCCAUUGUUGCGGGGAGCCACGGUGGUGAUUGUGCCCGAUGAAACGAGCUAUGAUCCGGCCGCCCUGGUCGACUUGUUGGCGGCUAAAAAGGUGACCGAGACCCUGAUGACGCCCACACUGUUGGCCACGGUUCUCUCCCGCUACCCGCGCUUUGGCACACGUGUUCCCGAUCUGCGCAUUAUUUGGCUGAACGGCGAAGUGGUGACUACGGAUCUGGCUCGCAAGGCCAUCAAGAUUCUUCCCAAUACUCGUCUGCUCAACUGCUACAGUGCGUGCGAAACCCAUGAGAUUGCGUGUGGAGACAUCCGCGAGAUCAUUGACGAGGAAGCGCUCUACUGCCCUGUUGGCCCUCCCCUCGAUCCCUCACACACAUAUAUUCUGGACGAAGCCGGCAAAGAAGUCGAGACCGGCACAUCGGGAGAGCUAUUUAUCGGAGGUCCCCUGUUGGCCCGAGAAUACAUCAAUCUACCCGAGGCUACGGCCAAGGCUUUCACGCCCGACCCCUUUGACACUACACCCGGCGCUCGGGCUUACAGGACCGGUGAUCUAGCGCGCAAGUUGCCGUCGGGACUCCUCGAGAUUACUGGUCGGGUGGGCGCUAUGAUCAAGCUCCGCGGCUACUCCGUGGUGCCCGCAAAGGUGGAGAGCGACAUCUGCCAAUACCUGGCUGUUAGUCAGUGUGUCGUGAUUGCCUAUGGCGAGGGGCUGGAGCGACAAUUGGUUGCUUACAUUGUCCCCGAGAAGGAGGCGUCAGAAGAUCGCCCAGCGGUCACCAUUAACGAGUCCGGCCACAGUCCUUCGGCGCGCCGUGCUCUUGAGAAGAACCUUGCCCACUACAUGAUUCCCGCCCUGUGGGUUGCACUCGAGCAACUUCCUACUAGCGAGGUGUCUGGAAAGGUUGAUCUGAAGAGCCUCCCAACCCCCCGCAGUGGAAGCCCCAGCGGUAGCGAGCAGAGUGGCGGAAAGGACCCCAUCAGCCUUGGUGAUAUCGCUGCCAUCUGGGAAACUGUGCUUAAAAUCUCGAAGAAUCUGCUGAAGCCCGAAGACAGCUUCUUCGAUCUCGGUGGACACUCAUUGUCUCUGGCCGAUCUGUCAUCGAAGCUUUCCAGACGGUUCGGUUUCCGCAUUCCUAUUCCUCGUCUCGCUGAAAACACCACCCUCUCCGGUCACCUGGACACUGUGCGUGCCGUCAGAGACGGUCACACCGAAGAGGUGCAAGCCAACUUGCCUGCAGUGCUACUCUCGGACUCUACUCUGGAUGAAGACAUCAAGCCCUCUACCACUACUAUCACUUCGAUCAAUGAGGCAAACACAGUGCUCUUGACUGGUGUGACUGGUUUCCUAGGCGCGUUCCUGCUGAAUGACUUGAUCGAGAACACCUCGGCUCACAUCAUUUGUCUUGUUCGAUUCAGUGACCCGGAGCAAGAUGACCAGGCUGGAGGUGUGGCUCGAAUUCGUCGGAAUUUGCUCGACAUGGGACUUUGGCGCGAUUCAAUUCUGGAGCGUGUUGAGGUUCUUCCUGGCAACCUCUCUCGUCCUCGCUUGGGCCUGUCCCCUGAGGUCUUUGAUGAGAUCGCGUCCCGUGUUGAUGUCAUUGUUCACGCUGCCGCUACUGUCAACCUUGUCUACCCCUAUGCCGCACUCCGCGGUGCAAAUGUUGGCGGAACCAGAGAGAUCCUUCGCUUGGCCGCUAAGGGAGGUGCAACUGUUCAGUAUGUCUCUACAAACGGAGUUUUGCCCUCCUCUGGGGAGAACGGCUGGCCCGAGAGUACCAUGCUGUCUGCGGAAGAAGUCCCCAAGAAGCUACUUGAUGGCUACGGUCAGACUAAGUGGGUUGCCGAGCAGCUCGUGCUCAAGGCUGGUGAACGCGGAUUGCCCGUCAAGAUUCACCGAUGCGGUACCAUCAGUGGCCACAGUAUCACUGGUUCUGCUAACGCUUGGGAUUUGCUCACUGCCUUGAUCGUUGAGUCUAUCCAGAUUGGAUACUUCCCAGACGUGGAAGGAUGGCGCGCAGAGAUGACUCCAGUCAACUUUGUCAGCAAAUCCAUCGUUCACUUGGCCACUCAAACUCAGACCGACCAAACUGUUUUCCACCUGGGCGACCCCAAGCCGGUCGACACCCGAUCCGUCUUUGAGGAUCUCAAGGAGCUUGGAUAUCAGACUAAGCCCCUUUCUUGGGACGAAUGGGUAGCCCUUUGGUUCGAGAAGAGAGGCACAGCCAAGGGUGGAGAUGGAUCUUUCACCGUCGACAUUCUUCGCAGUGGUAUGCCAACUGUCGAGUUCCUUCGGGAUAUCGUGGUCCUCGACAACGCCCUGACCAGACCUCUCCGUGCCGAGGUUGAGCGACCCAAAGUGGACAGCCUCCUGCUGGAAACCUACACUCGUCACUGGUUUGCUCGAGGAUGGUUGCCCCGACCUCCGUCUCGCCAACAUGCUCUCAAGCGCGCUGUUGAGCCCACCGUGAAGGGCCCUCUCAGCGGACAAGUAGCCGUGGUCACCGGUGCGUCCUCGGGCAUUGGCGCGGCGGUAGCAGCCGCCCUGGCCAAACAAGGCUGCGCCGUCGCACUAGGUGCCCGUCGCCUCGACGCUCUCGAAAGCACCAAGCGCAAGGUCGAAGCCCACGGUGUCAAGUGCAUCCUCCGCUCAACAGACGUAACAAGCAAGACCCAAGUUGAAGACCUAGUGAAAGCCGCAAGCGAGGAGCUCGGUCCAGUCGACAUUCUCGUCGCCUGCGCCGGUGUCAUGUACUUUACAAUGAUGGCCAACACCCAGAUGGACGAGUGGGAGCGCACCGUCGACGUGAACUGCAAGGGUCUCCUGCACGCCCUUUCCUCCACCGUCCCCGGUAUGCUCUCUCGGGGCCGCGGCCACGUCGUCGCCAUCUCCUCGGAUGCAGGCCGCAAGGUCUUCCCCGGCCUGGGAGUCUACUCUGCCAGCAAGUUCUUCGUCGAAGCAACCCUGCAAGCGCUCCGUCUCGAGACUGCCGGCGCUGGCCUGCGCGUGACAAGCAUCCAGCCCGGAAAUACAUCUACAGACCUGCUGGGCAUGUCUACGGAUGCGGAGGCAGUCAAGAAAUUCGGCGAGCCAUCUGGAGCGAAGAUCCUUGACCCUUCGGAUGUUGCCAAUUCAAUUGUUUAUGCCCUUACUCAACCGGAACAUGUCUCGGUCAACGAGAUCCUGGUUGAGCCUCGUGAUGAACCUAUUUAA